Messenger RNA from Oryza brachyantha (malo sina), 2045 nucleotides. RefSeq lists its product as uncharacterized. The transcript has a single exon. NCBI's taxonomy places the organism in Eukaryota, Viridiplantae, Streptophyta, Magnoliopsida, Poales, Poaceae. Gene Ontology annotation, molecular function: protein binding. The record is from RefSeq and is a predicted model, not a curated record. The coding region runs from base 246 to 1646 and encodes 466 amino acids.
CGCAUAACACAACGCUGGCUGUAAAACCCUCCUUCCCCCGUCGCCGCCGCCGCGCGGCCACCGCUCCGACGCCCGGCGCCUCGCCGCCGUACUCUCUCUCUCUCUCUCUCUCUCCCGCGCCAAGCGUACAGCGUACUCCACCCGGCGGGCCGUCACCCCGUCACUCGCGGCCCUCUUCUUCCUCCGAGCCGGCGGCGCCAGGGAACCCCACAUUCUCCGGCCCCACCCAAACCCCGCUUCCUCCGAUGUUCAACUUCCUCCGCCGCGCCGCAGCCUCGGCCGGGCCCCUGUCCGCGGUGCAUCGGCGGAAGACUCUCGUGCGACCCCGAGUUCCGUCGCCACCCCGCGGCCACAUGGCGCUCGCCCGACAGCACCGGGGGCUGCGCGACCUCGACGCGGCCCUCGCCAGCGGCGACGCCGCCUUCCUCGACGCGGCCCACGCGCUCGCCGCCAGUUCGAUCCGCGCGAACACCAUCACCGGCAGGCUGCUCCGCUCAAUCGAAGGAGCCAGCGCAGAUGCCUCCAAGGACGCAGAGCCCCCGGGGUCCGAGGGCGUCUCGGACGCCGCCGUCCAGCGCCGGAUCCAGCAGGCCCUCCUGCGCGCCAGGGAAGGCCGUUUCGAGGAGGCGCUCGCGGAUCUGGACCGGGUGGUCGGGGACAGCCCCGGCGACCCCGACCCGCGGAUCACCGCCUCCGCCCUGUGCUACCUGCAGGGCGCUCACCGCCCUGCCGGCGAUCUUUUCGCGGGCCUCCCACUGGACGCUGUUAUUUGGCCUUGGACAUAUGAGAUUGCCACCGUGCUCGCCAUGCCCGGAUCCUCGCCGCAGCCGGCGCGACGAACCUUCGACGGGAAUGUCAUGUGCCGAGCGACCAGGCUCGCCGAGUCCACCCUCUUCGCGAGCCUCGGCAAAGGCGAGUGGUCCAUGGCAUCCAAGGUCAUGCUUUCCUUAUCGUUUCGUUUGCUCCGCAUCUUCGUGUCCCAGUACAGGCUAGUCCCGUGCAACCCCGUCGACAGGUCGGCGCCCGGGCCCGGCGCCGGUGCCCGUGGCCGGCCCAUCCCCGGGAACACCAUGCUCGUGGAAUGCUCCCAGGCGAUCCUCGCGUCGGCGCUCCAAGCGCGCCCUCUCUGCGGCGCGCGCCUCCAGGAGGUGCGCUCCGUCGCCCAGCGAGCCCUCGCCCUGGUUGAGGCGGAGGGCGACAUCCCCGCGGCGGUCGACGUCAACCUCGUCCUCGCCUUCCUCGCCACCCGGGACGGGCAAUUCGACGAGGCCCUUCGACGGUACAAGGCGGCGGCGCAGAAAGACCCGGCCGACUCCCGGCCGUACGAGCUCGCCGACUGGCUCUGCUGCCUCGUCGGCCUCGCGAAGGAGCAGAACGCAUGGCGGCGCUCCAAGAAGAAGCUCGGCGGCGGGACGAAACCUCACGACUGGCUGCCGGUCCUCCGCGACCAGCUACUGGUUGCCGCCGCGCUCGGCCACGGGGGCCUGACGGCCAGCGACGCGCACCGCGCCCACAUCUCCCCCGCCGCUUGGAGGGAGGUCGACGGGUGGCUCGCGGCGGCGGCGCUGCACUUGGGCCUCAAUCGGCUCACGAUCCGCAUGCUCCGCGCUGCCCUUCGAAGAUUGAUCCAACAAUGGCAACCAUGAACCGAAAAGGUCUACUCACUCACUCACCACUGAAGCUGCAGCAGCUCACUACGAUGGGUAUCGGUAUCACAGUAGAAAACACCAACUUGAUCAUGCCAUCUCUUGCUGCAUCAACUGUUUGUUGGGAGCUAGUAAUAAUUUCUAUUUCUUGUUUAAAAUUGUAUCUUUUUUAUUUAUAAUUGGAUUUGGGACACACCUGACAUCUCAGAAUUUGAUUGUUUUCCAUUAACAAUCUAUUGAGCUGUAGGAAGGAGUGCUGAUAUGGCCAAUUAUAAUGUAUUGACGCCGACGUUCGGUAGUUGUGUUAGAGCAAGCUCAGUAUAAGAGCUAACUCUUAGCUCCAAAACCUUUUCAUGUCACUAAGAGUUAACAUAAAGUCAACUUAUAUAAUAAUUAUAC